AUGGGUGAUGACAAGCAAGCCAACGAUGUUCAAUCAGACCUAUCUCAAGCGACUGAGAGUUUAAAAAUUGAGAGUGAGCAAAAAGAUAAUGGAGACUCUUCGAAAGGAGACAACAAAAUUAAAAUUGACAUUUUGUUGAAAGCCACAGGAAAUGCACCCAUUAUGAAGAAAAAGAAAUGGGCUGUUGAUGCAGAGAAACCAAUUGGUUGGAUCAUGGAGUUUGUGAAGAAAUAUCUUAAAUUAGAACCUAAUGAGAAAUUGUUUCUCUAUGUGAACCAGACGUUUGCUCCAUCUCCGGACCAAUUAGUGAAGAACUUAUAUGAGUGUUUUGGUACUGAUGGUAAACUGGUGUUGCAUUACUGUAAGAGUCAAGCUUGGGGCUGA
Molecule: messenger RNA, 384 nt
Organism: Spodoptera littoralis (African cotton leafworm)
Lineage: Eukaryota; Metazoa; Arthropoda; Insecta; Lepidoptera; Noctuidae
Source: the annotation of a GenBank genome assembly